This is a messenger RNA of Heterotrigona itama, 2556 nucleotides long. NCBI's taxonomy places the organism in Eukaryota, Metazoa, Arthropoda, Insecta, Hymenoptera, Apidae. The record is from the annotation of a GenBank genome assembly.
CAAAUUACAUUUUAAUCAUUAAAGUUUUGUUUCCAUCAUUUAUAUCAUUUAUAUCAAAAAUUUAAAAUUUGGAUGAAAACCAAUAUUCUAAAUGGGUAAAAUAAAAUAAAUUUUUAAAAACAAUCUAUCAUGAAUACCAUUGUAUAAAUAACCUUAUUCUUAUUUCAAUAGGGUACGAAUAAGAAAUAAAUGGAAACUAAUAUUGGCAACAACGAAAUAUCACAAAUUUUAUAACAUAAGAAUCUUUUUAAAUUGCUUGAUUUGUAUUUUAUAUAUGUUUUAUAUAAGUGACACUGCUGAUGAAAGUGACAUAACAGUUGUAACAAAUAUUAGAAUGCUUAGAGUUUAGAGCAUCCUACAGGUUGCAGUAAUCAAUAGAUUGUUGUCUUAUUUAAUUUCUAUAAAGAUUUUUAUUAGUAACUCAAAAAUAUAUGUCAAUUAUACAUUAUACUGAAAAUAUGAAAAAAAAUUUAUUUGUCUUGAUAAUCGUGGUUUUCUUUAUUACGGAUUUGUUACAUGCUGAAGAUAUAGAUUUUGGAACUGUCGUUUUUGCAAAUGUUUUAUAUAGACAUGGAGAUAGAACACCUAUAAGAACGUAUCCAAAUGAUCCUUAUAAUAACGAAAGUACAUGGCCAGUUCCAUAUGGCCAAUUAACAAAUAUUGGAAAAAAUCAACACCUACUACUUGGUCGUUGGAUACGCAAACGCUAUUCACAUCUACUAAGUGAUUUAUAUUCCCCGUAUGAUAUUUACAUUCAAAGUACAGAUGUAGACCGUACCUUGAUGUCAGCAGAAUCACAACUUGCUGGACUAUAUCCUCCAGUUGGUAAACAAAUAUGGAAUAAUAUUAAAUGGAUGCCUAUUCCAGUGCAUACUAUUCCUGAAGACAAGGAUAAUAUUUUGGCUGCUAAAAAAUAUUGUCCUAGAUAUGAUUAUGAACUAGAAAAAAUCCUUAAUUCUCCAGAAAUUCAAAAAAUAAAUAAAGAAAAUGAAAAAUUGUAUGCAUAUCUUACAGAAAAAACAGGAAAUAAGAUUUCAUCUCUAAGAUCUGUUGAACAACUUUAUGAUAUACUAUUUAUCGAGAAUCUUUAUAAUAAAACAUUGCCAGAAUGGACAAAGUCGGUAUAUCCAGAUAAACUUAAAUUCAUUGCUAUAAAAAGUUUUACAACUAGUGCGUACAAUAAAAUACUUCAAAGAUUAAAAUCUGGAUCCUUACUUGGAGAAAUGAUAGACCAUAUGGAAAAAAAAUCGAAAAAUGCUUUAGUACCUGAUAGAAAGGUAUGGAUGUAUAGCGCUCAUGAUGAAACUAUAGCCAACAUGUUAAUGACAUUAAAUGUUUUUGAACCACAUUGUCCUCCAUAUACUGCUACAAUUUUGAUAGAAUUAAGAAUAAAUUUAAAAGAUCAGUAUUUUGUAACGAUAUCAUAUAAAAAUACUAGCAUAGAGGCACAAUUCCUAACACUUCCUGGUUGUAUUACAAUGUGUCCCUUAAAUCAAUUUAUUACACUAACAAAAGAUGUUAUACCUAUAAAUUGGGAAAAAGAAUGUGUUAUUGGAUGGGAACAACUUAGACGUAAUAUGAAUACAACAGCUAUUAUUGCAAUACUGACAUCUUCUAUAUUGAUAUUAGUUUUAUUAGUUUUAUCUAUAAUUGGCUUUAUUUAUUGGCAUUAUAAACGAGAACAUAAUCAGUAUUAUUUUCGAUUAACGACGGAUCCUAUAUAAUUGGAUGUAAUAUAUGAAAAAAUGAUACAUUGCUUUCAUUAUGAUACUCAACGACUUCGUAAUUAAAUAAUAUGCAGAACUAAGAUAAAUAAUAAAUUGAUAUUUGAAAAAUCAAAUGUAAAAACAUACAUUAAGGAAUUGUCGAUAAAGGAAAGUAAAUCUGACGCAACAACAUGUUUACAUAAAACAUUGGAAAACAAUGUUACAUAUUUUAUGAUGUUUGUACUUUUUUAUUGGUGAUCAAAUAUUUCAAUUCAUAAUUCAAUGCAAACAUAAUCGUUUGCAGAAUUUGAUCGAUAAGAAAAAUUAUAUACUAUUUAUAUAUAUGAAUUGUUGAGGACAAAAGAUGUUAUUAAUAAGUUUUAAUAGUUUGAUAAAAGAGUGUAAGAAUGGUGUAUUACUUAAAUUGAUUUUUACGUGAUGUGAACAAAAAAAUAAUCUGUGAUGAUUAUAAAUAGAUUGUAAAUUAAUUCGGCAAAAAUUGAUAUUAAAAAUACUGUUUAUGACGAUAAAAAAAAUAAUAAAUUUUAAAUCAUCGGUAAAUUGAAUUUAAAAUAUAGACAUAACAUUUAUCUACAAUACCUCAGAAAAUAUCUAGUCAUACUCUAUGUUACAAUUAAAACAUAAGCAGCAGAAAUAUAUUUAAAUACUUUAUAAUGUAAUAUCUAUAUGCGGCUAUGUUUGUUAUUGAGAGAAAGUAAAGAAAACAAUAUUUAAUGUAAAACAGAAAAAUUUUACUUAAUCAUAAUUCAAGAAUAUUUUUCUUUUUCUUAAACUGAAUUUUAUCGCUAUAUUUUAUCUUUCGAUAUUGAUAGCGAGUAAUAAAUAGCGA